This is a messenger RNA of Colletotrichum godetiae, 1567 nucleotides long. RefSeq lists its product as uncharacterized. The coding region runs from base 145 to 1191 and encodes 348 amino acids. The transcript is spliced from 4 exons. NCBI's taxonomy places the organism in Eukaryota, Fungi, Ascomycota, Sordariomycetes, Glomerellales, Glomerellaceae. The record is from RefSeq and is a predicted model, not a curated record.
GCAAAAGCUGAUGAACAGAUCGCGGUCACUGUAUCCUUCCGCUGCCUUAGUAAAUCAGAUUCUAAACCACUACAGAACCCGCGCCGAACACUGAAAGCCUUAGAAGCAUACAGUCAAACUCGAAUCAUACUACCGAAAAUUGAUAUGGCAACGCGAGCACGAGCCAUUGAUCCAGUGGAGGUUAAGAGGACCUUUGCUGCUCAGUUCGAAAGCAACGAUAUUGUCACAUUUGAAGCCGGCAAGCGCUAUGGAGAUUGGCGCGACGACUUUCACCGAAAUGGCUGCGCUGUCAUCAAGAAUGUCAUCAGUAAAGAGCGUGCCCAAUACUACUGCGAUAAGCAAAUCGAAUGGUUGAAGAAAUUCGAACUUGGCUUCGACGAAAAGGAUCCUACUACAUGGACUGCGGAUCACCUUCCAAUCUGUUUCAAGGGAGGUAUGUAUUCUGCAUACGGUGCGUCCCAUGAGCAAAUGUCAUGGGAGGCUCGUACGGAGCCAAAAGUCAUUGAAGUCUUCGAGAAACUUUGGGAAACCAAUGAACUUAUAACGUCGUUUGACGGCAUGAACAUUUCUCUCCCGAACCGUAACGACAUCACGUGGAGUCCAUGGCCGCACUGCGACCAGAAUCCUGAAAGAAAAGGCAUGCAAGCUGUUCAAGGCCUUUUGAACUUUGCGCCCAACGGCCCAAACGAUGGUGGCCUCGUUCUGAUGCGUGGCUCAGCUAAGCUUUUCGAUGAAUUCUUCGCCCACAAGCGUGAAUCCGCCGAUCAUGAGGACGCUCCGCCCCCAGAAAUAAAGUUCAUGGACCUUUUCCUCUUCAACGAGAAGGAUGUCCAGUGGUUCGAAAGUAAAGGGUGCGAGCUCUUCAAGGUGAACAUGGAGCCCGGUGAUUUUGUGUUGUGGGAUUCGCGGACUAUGCACUACGCCCGAUUCCCCGAAGGUGAUCAGAUCAGACAUGUGCAGUACAUUUGUAUGACACCGCGGAGAUUCGCUACGGAUGAAGCUUUGGAGGCAAAGAAAUAUUGCUUCGAGAAUUGGUUUGGCACGACACACUGGCCUCACUGCAACAUUCGCCCGUCACAGGACCCUCCUAAAAGGAAUGGAGAAAUCUGUCCCAAGCACCGGAAAGAGCCAUUUGAAAAGCCCCAGAUCACAGAUCAGCUGUUGAAGUUGGCUGGGAUCAGGGACUACUAGUUAUCGCAACCAGAGUUUAAGUUUGCGACAAGAUUUUAGUAACUCGGUGUACCCUGAUGUAGCAUAGCUCAAUCUUUUCUGCCAGGCUACCCGAGGAACAACGUAUUGGACAGACAGAAUGAGAAUGUGCUCUAGCAACCGUAUCGUUCUGAACAAUGGCUUGAUACGUCUUGCUGCGACAGCGAGCCCGUUGAAAUCGAGAUGCCAGCAGUGCAAUUAUCAGAGUUCGUCAAUUUAUACCGACACUUGUGGGCACAACACGCGAAAUAGGUAUCUAGCAAUGUUCAAAUUGGCGAAGUGCUCUAGAUGACUAUCCCAUCAAGAAAGGUAGCACGGCACGGGUAGGUAAGAAGGCAUUCAAUUUGGAGGAUAAGAG